Molecule: messenger RNA, 465 nt
Organism: Mya arenaria
Lineage: Eukaryota; Metazoa; Mollusca; Bivalvia; Myida; Myidae
Product: complement C1q-like protein 4
Exons: 1
Coding region: 1-465 (154 amino acids)
Molecular function (GO): protein binding
Source: RefSeq, a predicted model, not a curated record
AUGGGGACAAUGCUUGGGGGAGGAUGCAUUGGCAACGACCAGGAACAGAUAGAGUGUAACAUUAAACCAUGUGACACAGUUGUUCUGUUCUAUGCGCACGGUCCUAAAGCCAUGUCUAUAUCUUUUGCUGAAACUAUAGUGUAUGGAUCGCUUACCAUUGAUUACGGGGGAGGUUACAAUUCAGCAAAUGGUGUGUUUACCGCUCCGCACGAGGGUUUGUAUUUGUUUACAUCGCAAGUUUGUAUACAGCCUGGACACUACGCUUACACGGGAAUAACUAAAGAGGGGGUUGUUUUUCAGGCGUCAUUGGUGGGACUUAAUAAUGACUACACAUGCAGCAGUAUGCAAGCUGCCAUAAAUAUGCGUGUUGGGGAAAAAGUCUGGGUCCAUGCAACAAAUUCUUCCAAAAUUUACGAAAGCAGGGAAUCGAAAUGUAGUUUUAGUGGGAUGUUAAUAAAACCCUGA